Uloborus diversus is the source of this 9701-nucleotide messenger RNA. RefSeq names its product ubiquitin thioesterase zranb1-B-like (gene trbd). The transcript has 13 exons. Gene Ontology annotation, biological process: positive regulation of Wnt signaling pathway; protein K33-linked deubiquitination; cytoskeleton organization. Lineage: Eukaryota; Metazoa; Arthropoda; Arachnida; Araneae; Uloboridae. Gene Ontology annotation, cellular component: cytoplasm; nucleus. The record is from RefSeq and is a predicted model, not a curated record. Bases 309 to 2426 code for a protein of 705 amino acids. Gene Ontology annotation, molecular function: cysteine-type deubiquitinase activity; K63-linked polyubiquitin modification-dependent protein binding.
AGAGAUGGAGUGAAAUAAGAAGUGAAUUAUCGAAAUUUAUUUCCUUUUAUAUUUCAAUGCUAUUUAUAAAAUACAUGUUGGAAUGUACGGAGAUAAGACCAAUUCGAAGCAAAAAAAUUUUGAAAGUAUUUAUUCCUGCUAAGAAUUUUUUUCAUUAAAUCUCUGUUUACAUAUUUAUAAGCCUAGUUUAAAAUUAAAGUUUCAGAUGAGUUGAUAUGCAUUUUAGAGUGAAGUUGAAUAUAUCAUCAGGAAGCAUGUACACCUUUUAGUCAAUUAAACAUCUUUGCGUCUAAAGAAAGCCAUAUACAAUGAGUGAAGAUGAAACCAAAUGGACUUGCAAUGUUUGUACUUUUGAGAACUGGCCCAAAUCUCUUAAAUGUACCAUAUGUCUUUCACCAAAGCUAUCCCAUCUUAUAUCUCAAGGCAAAUCACAAGAUAUUUAUAUGAUGGCACCAUUGAUUUCAGAGACUUGUAGUGAUUCUACAGCCCAAAGUAGCAGCAUAUCGUCUAACCCUCAUAAUAAAUGGUCCUGCUCAGUGUGUACCUUUAUGAAUUGGCCCCGAGCUGCCAAAUGCACUCAAUGUUCAUCUCAGCGCAAGCAAAGCCCUUCUCCAACAGAACCUUCAAAUUACACUUUGUCUGAUCUAUCCAAUAAUGCAUCAGUUGAAUCAAGUACAGCAUGUGUUCUUUCAGAUAACUACCAUAAUGACAGGAACAAAUCAUGGAGUCGCUCAAUAAAAUGGACGUGUGCAUCUUGCACUUAUGAAAAUUGGCCCAAGUCGGUAAAAUGUGUAUUGUGUCAUACUCCAAGGCCUAAAAUAGAUCAAUCUUGUCAAACUCUUUGUGAUGGAGAUGAAAAUCGCUUGCGGCAUCGAAUUAAUCGAUGUGAUGUCCCUGGCUUAUAUUCACCAAUCAACUGUCCAACCAUACGUAGGAAUGAUCAUUUACCUCCUGAAACCACAGAAAUACAGGUGUCAACACCGUUAGCAUCAGCAAGUGAUAUAUCUAGAACUUCCAAUAAUUAUUUAGAAGAAUGUAGGUUGCGUAAUGUCCGAAGAAAUAACCGUGAAGUAGACUGGACUUGGCUUAAUGCAUGCAUUGGAGUUGUUGAUGGGGAUGCUGAACCUGUUAUUGAAUACUUAUCUGUAGGUGGGGAUCCUGCCAGGCAGCUAAAUGCCAAUGAAGUAGCUCUGUUAAAAAGACCAUCUGCAUUUGAUUCUGGUUACACUCUGGUGCAUUUAGCUAUACGCUUUCAGAGAGAAGAUCUUUUAUCACUUUUGCUGUCUCAUACUGGUGUGACUAGAACAGCAGCCAAAAGAGUUCCUGCUGAUAUAAGUCGAACGUUAGCGGCUGAUAUUCGGCACAUGAUUGCUGCAUCCUUGAAGCAACGAAGGGGAGAAUUCCCGUGUUACUUCAUUACUGAUUGUGUGACUUUCUCCUUGCCAGCUGAAAUAGAAGAUUUUAACUCUAUUGUUCAAGAAAGGUUAUUUGAUGACCUCCUUGACCGAGAUGCUCAAAAAGAAUUAGAAGAAGAGUCACCUAUUAUAAACUGGAGCCUUGAACUCACAGAAAGAUUGGGCUCUAGGCUUUAUGCUCUUUGGAAUCGAAGUGCUGGUGACUGUCUUCUAGAUUCUGCACUUCAAGCAACAUGGGGAGUAUUCGAUCGUGAUAACACUUUGCGAAGAGCUUUGGGAGAAAGUUUGUGUGAAGCAGCUGCUGUAUUAUAUCCUCGAUGGAAGGAAGCAGAAACCUUACAAGCAAAUUUGUUGCAAUUUUCCUUGGAUGAAACUCAAUGGCAAGAAGAUUGGGCAAUGCUUUUAUCGCUUGCCUCUCAACCAGGUUCUGCAUUAGAACAAAUGCAUAUUUUCACUUUAGCUCACAUACUGCGUAGGCCAAUCAUUGUUUAUGGAGUGAAAUAUGUGAAGAGUUUUCGAGGUGAAGCACUGGGCUAUGCUAGAUUUGAAGGUAUAUAUCUACCUCUUCUUUGGGAGCCAAACUUUUGUUGGAAAUCACCUAUUGCGCUUGGUUAUACACGUGGACAUUUUACUGCUUUGGUGUCAUUAGAGCCAGAAACAGAAGAUGUACUCGGAGCUGGUGCAAAUACACGCUCUGGUGAUGAUUUGCGAGUUAUAUUUUUACCUUUAAUGACAGUAGAUCACCAGAGGUUACCAGUGCAUUUUUUAACUCAAGAAGAGCUUGGUCGAGAAGAAGAAAUAAUGAAACAGUGGCUGGAUUGUUGUGUAACAGAAGGGGGAAUUCUUGUAGCCCAGCAAAAAAUUCUCAAACGGCCUCUUCUUGUUGCACAGAUGAUAGAAGAAUGGUUGGCAUUUUAUCGAGGUCUUAUGAGGCGCCCCAUUACCCGUACAUCAUCUCCAGAUUCCCAUACCCAAGUAUAUUCAAGUGAUGGAGAUUCAGAUCAAGAGUAGCUAAUGUAACACUCAUAUACUGAAGAGGAUGGAUAUGUAAAUAGUGCAUUUCAUGUUGGUUGUAUGAAUGUGAAUAUUCCCGUCCAAGAAGUGGGACUAUUUUGUGUCAUAGCUUCACCCUGUAAAUUUCCAACAUAGUGGGCAAAUGGUCCCAACUCAGCUAUUUUCUCAAAUUAUGUACAGAUAGAAGGACAUGUAUUUAUUCAAUGUACAAUCUUAAUUUAGCUCAACUGAUAUUUAUUUUAUUUGUCAGCAAGUGAAAUAUUUCUAGAAUCUUAACAAUUAUAAAACUUAUAUCAGUGUACAUAUGAUUAUGAGAUCGUACAUUUGUGCAGUAGAAUGUAAUAAUGUAAUUAAGAUGAUAUUCAAGUUUUAAUGUUUUAAUUUUAUGAUUGUUGAUUUGCGUUUUGAGAGUAUUCUAAUUUUUUGAAUUUUUUUGAGAUUAGCUUACAUCUGUGAAUGUGAUAAUCAUGAUUGGUUGCAUUAAAUAUUAAAAAAUGUACUCAUUGUUAUACUUUCAGUUUCAUUAAUCAAUAUUUCCCCCAACUUUUUUUAAAAAAUUUUUAAGAGCCUUAGUGCUUAAGAGGUUUAUUACAUUUGGUAAAAAAUUAAAGUCAGCCAAUAAAACUUAAACUGUAAAUAUGCAUCAUAUUUAUGAACAUUGCUUUGAAAAGUAUUAUGUAUAAAACCACUAGUAAAAUUUUGCACUGUUAGUUUAAAAUUUAAUAGUAUAUGUAUUUGUUGUAACUUAAAAUUAUCAUUUUAGAGAAUUUAGACUACAUUAUGCUAUAAAUAAAUAAACUCAGUCCUCAUAUUUAUUUUUAUUGCUGACUUGACUUUGUUAACUAAAGGAAAAGAAAGGAUUGUUUAAAACUGAAUCUUUUGAGGACUCUUUAUGUAUAUGGAAGGUUUUGUCUUUCCACUAUCAUGAGUUCAGGUCUUUAACUAUGCUAUGCCUGUUUUAAAUGCUUUUUUUUUUUUUUUUGCAUUCAAUGUAUCAACUUGAAGUAAAUGUUAUUUCUAACAGAAAGAUAAUAGAAUUGAUUUUUUUCAAUGCUCAUGCAUGUAUAGAGUAGCAUGACCUGAAGCAUUUUAGUUUAUUGAACUCAUCUGGACUGACUUAUAAAAAGAGUUGUGUCAAAAUUUAUGUACCUUUAUAAUUUAUUAUAUAUAUUCUCUCUUUCUAGAUUCAGCUAUUAAUAUUUCAUUCAGAAUGAUAUAUUGUCUAAAUAGAAUGGUACUUGUAAAAGAGAAAGUAAAUACUAUAGUGGGUUAAAAAUAAUUAAGAACUACACAAAGCAUUUAAAUUUUUUGAAGCAAAUUUAGCAAGUCUGUAGGUCAUAUUUCGUCUAACUACAUAUUUUUCUUCUAUUUUAUUAAAAUUUCAAUUGAAAUUUAUUCUGUUUACUCUAAAUGUUUUGUUUGUUUUUUAAACCUUGUUAUAGUUUUUAAUAAACAUGAACAUUAACUAUCAGAAUUGUAUUCACAAAAAUUUAAGAUCAAAUCACAUUUCAUUUCAUACAUGAAUAGCUAACUUCUAUUUAAAAAAAAAAAAUUGCAUGACAUUUCACCUUUUAAUAAGCAACGUUUAUUAUAAGCAUUUCUUUGGUAAAAGUUAAUUCAGUGGGUCAAAAUCUCAAAUUCUUGUAAAAAUCAAGUUUUUCAUAAAGAGAACGUAUAAGACAUGAAUUAACUCAACGUUCUUUUAUACCUGCUUAUACCUUGCAAAAGUGCAAACUAUGUUAUAUUAGAAUUUUGAUAAUAAAUUAUUGAAAAGCAUAUUUUUUUUAACUAAAUGUUCUUAAGUUGCUUUAAGUUUCGCUUAUCAUUUGCCCCAAUUGACAACAACUUUGUAUAAAUCUGUCAGGAGUUUUUAAAAACAUGAUCCAAACUUGUUACGCAAAUUGUGGAGCAGCAGCUAUAUUUUAAAUAGACAUACAGGGUGUUUCAAAAAGAAUGACCCGAUUUCAAAAAAUCAUAACUAUUCAGAUUUUAAUCCUGUUCAUUAAAUAAAGGUAUCAUUGGAAUUGGAAAAAUUUCGAAUUUUAAGGAGUUGCCGAUAGGUAGUGCUAACUCCCCCCCCCCGAAGAGCAUUAGAAGAUGGUAUAAACAAUUCCAAGACACAGGUUGUUUGUGGAAGCAGUCGAUGCAGAAAUGCUUGCAAAAGUUCCGAACGACUUUGAUUACGGUGUAGACAUAUGCCAUACAUCCAAAGGUGUACGUUUUGAGCACCAUUUUGUACGUUAAAAAACUUUAUUAUUAUCCAUGUAAUAUAAAAUUAAUCUGAGGUAGCUAUUUUCAAUUAUUUUCAUAAUAUAAGCAUUUCAAAUCGGGUCAUUCUUUUUGAAACUGAACCCUGUAUAAUUCUUCUCUACAAAAUUCUGGUAAGAUUAAUUUCUGGUAAGUGAAAUCAAAAUCCUCCACUGAUAAAUCUUGACAGGGCUCUAAUAGUUCUAAGUUAAAAAUUUGAAAUGUUGAUAAUUUAUUAAAUGGACAGCUGCCAAUUCUCUGCUUCUUUACCUGGGAGAUAGUGUAAUCGGUUGAAUAAAAAAAUAAAUACAGUCAAUUCGCGAUAACUCGAAAUUAAAGGGACUGACGAAAAACUUUGACUUGCCGAUAGUUUCUGUUUUUGACAUUUUAAUAUUAAAAACCAUCAAAUAUUUUAAUAUGUUCAUAUAACAAAUAAAAUUACAGAACGUAAAAGUUUUUAAGUACAAUAUGCACAGUGUAAUCAAAAAUAUUGAGAAAAAAAAUCAAAAGCAUAGUUUUGAUUUCAAUACUGCUGGAACCAAUUGAAUAGAGCUGGUUCUACUUCAGGAAAGGUACAUAUCUUCAUUUGUUUCAAAUUCGGAUUCAUGUAUAGUAUCUGCUUUAGAAGUUUUCUUUUUCUUUUAACAUCAUUGACAGAGUACUUGCUUAGAUAUCUUUAAUAGUAAAGAAAAAUUACUAUGUCUGUAAGGAACUUAUCAGCAAAUAAUUGAACUAAAGAACGAAGGGGAACGCAUCUUAAGUCAGCCUUUGAAUAAAAGUAGUCAAUUGAUUUUACAGCUUAAAAGCAAAUUUGUAGUCCAGCAACAUGUCAAAGUGUAAACAGUACAGCAUAACAAAAGAAAACAAGCUAACUCAUUUUCGCAUGUGUAACUCCUUUAUCGCACAUUGGCUCAACAGGUGCUCUUCUUGCUUUACGCGGUCUAUUGGGCAGGAAUUGUAAGUGAAGGUGAAUUAAUUUUUCUCUCAUAGUCACUUGUUUGUUUCCCCCCCCCCCCCCCGUUCUUCUGAAAUAAAUUUCUAGUCAUCUUUGAAAAAAACUUCCAAGUUAAAGGAAGUUAACUUUGAGAUAUUGCGAAUAAUUAGAGUGGAAUUAAAGACAAAGGGGUCGUGACUUGAUUAAAACUUCGAGUUGUAGUAACAUUAGAGUUAUCGCGUAUUGACUGUAUAUAGAAGUUAUGUGUUUAUGUAAUGUCAAGUAGGGAAAAUGAAGGCAGUGGUUCUUUUAUCUUGCUCAUUUUAAACUGGAUCCUGCAAAAUACUAGAAAUUUAAAUUUUUAAUCAAUGUAAUAUGAUCUAUUAUAAUGUAACUGUUAGCUUUCAGUGCAGUUAAAUGCUUUAAAAAAUUGAUAUUUAACUCAGUUUCAUUGUUCAGAGUCAUUUGUUGAAUAUCAAGUUUCAUGUAUAAAACUCUCACUAUAUGUAGCAACAAACAGUUCAUGAGCAAUGAGCUAAGCUGAUGGUCAUACCCUAGCAAAAGGAUUGAAACGAAGCAACUGCUAAUAAACAAAUAUAUAGUGGCUUUUAAACUGAUGUAUUGAAUAAAGGGUUGCCAGUGGUGGGUAGUAGCGAUUUCAUUGGUGGCCUCUUUUUUUAAAUAGCGGCUGCUUUGUUUUACUGAAGUGCCAAAUGACAUUUUUCUUAAUUUGUUAGAAAAAAAUUCUUAAUUCAUAACCUAAUGUAAGUAGUAUAUUUUCAAUAAAUUAGACGGCACCUUGAUUUUGGUGGAAAAGAAGUUACCAAUUACUCAUUGUCUUUUGUGCACUUGUAUGGCCUUUGAAUACAGACCCAUUUUUUUAGAAUUAGGACCCUGGAAUCGCAGGACUCUGGGCUAGCACAGUUCUCACAUGCCUAGCGCUGCCACUGCUCAUUUAGUUGAAUUAACUUUUUCCCUUUUUAACAUUACUGGAGAAAACAUUUAUAAAAUUGAUAGUGAUCAACAGUCAAAUAUAUCUCGACCAUCCUAGCACUUGCACAUAUUUUGUCAACUGCAAAAUACUAUCCAACUAAUUUUGAUUUUUUAAUCUUGGCAAAUCUAGACAGUUUACUUUCUCUGCUCAUUUUCAUAACUGUAUGGUUACUUCACAAUUUUCAAGUUUGUCAAAUAAUUCUUGUAUAAAAUAAAAUUAUCAUUAACGUAAAAAUGUUGUUAGCAAUUAAUGUUUUUAUUUCAGUGUCAGAAACGCUUGUUCCCCUAAAUAAACUUGCAUGUAAUUUUGCAUUACUAGUCAUUUACUCAAAGAAAUCUAAAAACACUGCACUGAUUACAGGAUAAAACGCACUCACUUACAGAAUUCACAGCAAACUAGAUUCUCUACUAUUUUUCUUUCAACAUUUUCCCAGUGUCUUUUUUUUAUUGAAAAUCAGCUUCUGUUCUUCCUUUUAUUCUCUCACACUUGAUUUAAUUUUCUUACUAAACUGCCUUGAACUUGUACUUCAUUUUGUGAAAAAUGUCCAAAACUAAAGUUCCGAUACUUGAAAGUACAACUCAUGAUGUGUUUGCAAAAUUACUUUUUUUUCCUCAUUUUCAAAAUUAUUGUUGUAAAACAUUAUAUAAUGAAUAUUUUUAAAAAGAUUCAAUAAAAUAUCUUAGAAACAUUCUCUUUAAAUUAAAAUAUAAAAUUUUUAGUUCAUCUGAUUUUACAUCAUUUUGUGAAUGAUAUUGAGGUAUUUAAUAUAUAUACUUAAAUAUUUUGUCUUCUUAUCAAAGGGGUUGAACAAUACUUUAAAGCAUCUCUCCAUCUGUGAUAUUGUUUCAAAGUUUUAAAAUAGUUUUUUUUUUUUUAGCUUUUUUGUGCAAAAAGUUUGAAAAUGAUUUUAAAAUUUGGUUUUGAUCUAAAACUUACAUUUAUUGAAGUUUAUGUGACAAACAAAGCAUGCAAAUAAAAUAAUUCAAAUAUUGAAAUGUGAUUCAUUAUUGUCCUUGUUUUUUUCUGUGAGUGAUAUGCCUUACUGAUAUUUAAAAAAAAAAAAUUGCAAUGUACUACAAGCAGCUAUUCCUAUCUAAUAAUUCUAAGGUUUAAAACUUCAUUGCAGCAGCAUUGCAUUUAUAUUGUAGUACAGUAGAACCUCCCUCAAGGGACACCUCUAUAUAAGGAACAUUUUUUCUGGUCCCAGUCCCUUUGAAUAGGGUCCUCCAUGUAUUUGCCUCUAAUUAAGGGACACUCCAUUUAAGGGACAGUCACAGAGAAAAAAUAAUUUUAAAAAAUUAUGUACAAGAUCAUAAGAAAGAGUGAAUUUACUGAAAUACAAGCUUCACUUUUCCUUAAAAUUUAAAUGAAGAGAGUUUAACAUUAACAUAUGUCAAAGAAAGAAGUAUAUAUUGUAUUGCAUGAUUUGCCCACCGGGAUAUUAAUUCAAGUAGGCUCAGGGGCAAAGGAGAAGGCACAGAAACUGACUAGCUUUUUAUAUAAAAAUUAAAAUGUUAACACUAAUCGUAAUUCACAAUGUCUUGCAUGGUAAAUUACAUGACAUGAAGAAAAUUCAUGCAAUGAAUUACUUCCAAAUAAUUGCUUUAUGCUGCAAAACUUUGGACUUAACAAAUUUUUGACGUAAUCAUAAUUAAUGAAAUAAUAAAAACUUUUUUUAAAAAAUUAAUAAGUGUUAAUUUUAUUUAGUUGUGUAUGAAAAAUGAAAAGUAUUUAGUUUUAAGUGUUAAUAGCUUAAGUUCAUAACAAAAUUAUACUGAAUAAAAGACACUGUGUACAUAAACUGAAACACCUCCGAAGAAGGGACACCUCUAUUUAAGGGACAUAAUGUCUGGUCCCAUUAGUGUCCUUUAUUGAGAGGUUCUACUGUAUAUAUAUGUAGUUUGGUUCAUUGAGAGUCCAGUCUAACAAAGGUACAUUUGUGCAACAAAGUAAGAGUUGUAACUGACAUUGAUAAAGCACAAAUUAGCAACCGAUUGCAGACAUGUUUCGGGGUUUCAUGAAACUCCUUUUUCAAUGCAAAAAAGUGGUACUUUUACCCCAAUCUUAGUUUUUUCUCCCUUGAUUUGACAUUCAUUCUUCUUGAUUUAGGCAUCAAGUGCAGAAAAGUAAUCUCACAAUAAAAUAUUCUGAAAAGCAAUUUUAAAUGGAAACUUGGCAUACCAACAAUCCUCCAUGGUCAUUGAUAGCAAAUAAAUUACACCAAUAGCAAAUAACUCCAUAAAAGUGGGGGGGGGGGACCAGAAACAUACCGAAAGAAAAUUGCUCAUUACCGUCUCUUCUGGUAAGCUAUUCCAAGUGCCCACGAUCCUGCUAAAGUAGUAGUUUUUCCUGAUUUCCAAGUUAGCCUGAGAUUUAAAUAGCUUAAAGCAAUGACCCCUUGUCCUGCUUUCCCCGCAAAAAUUUAAUCCAUUUACAUCUUUCAUUUUGAUGAAUUUAAAUAACUGAAUCAUGUCCCCUUUGACUCUCCUUUGCUCCAGGCUAUACAUGUUAAGCCUAUUAACUCUAGUAUCAUAAUCUAAAUCUGACAGUCCCCUUACUAAUUUUAUUACCCUUCUUUGAACCCUUUCCAAUACAAAAAUAUCUUUCUUCAGACAAGGCGACCAAAACUGAACAGCGUACUCCAAAUGAGGUCUUACUAAACUCUUAUAUAAAGGCAGAAGAACUUUCUUAGAUUUGUUUGAAAUAGAUCUAUUGAUAAACCCAAGCAUUUUGUUGGCUUUGUUACUAGCAAUACUGCACUGUUGACUAAACUUGAAGUCCUAAUCCAUUAAGAUACCCAGAUCCAUAAUUUUCUGCCUGAUUUAUGACUGAACCCUGUAAAUGAUAUCUCAUACGCUUAUUUCCACGACCUAAGUGUAGCACUUGACAUUUCCGUACAUUAACUGCCAUACACCACUUAUCGGCCUACUUAGUAAUAUAAUCUAAAUUCUCUUGAAGCUGUUUUACUUGUUCUUCAUUUUCUACAAUCCACAUAACUUUUACAUCAUCAGCAAAACAAUUCAUGCUUCCAGAAAUAUUUUCAUUGAUGUCAUUCAUAAAUAUAAUAAACAAGAGAGGCCCUAAAACUGAUCCCUGA